Molecule: messenger RNA, 3822 nt
Organism: Nerophis lumbriciformis (worm pipefish)
Lineage: Eukaryota; Metazoa; Chordata; Actinopteri; Syngnathiformes; Syngnathidae
Source: RefSeq, a predicted model, not a curated record
UUUUGAUCCUUCUGGCCUCUCCCUCUCCUUUACUGACUCUUCUACAAUAAAGUCACAUUUCCCAAUAAAGCUAAAGUAUGGUCACUAAUUAGCAAACACCAGUAUGGAUAACAAGGAGGAAAGGAUCUCUGAAAGCACUGACAGGAGAGAGUUUUCCAACGCAGCCAAAGCAGACUAUCCAAGGAGGCCACACCAGCAAUGGCAUCAGGGCAAGGCUACAGAGGGCGGCCACCACAGACCGGGUGGCCUCAAGCGGGCCCUCUACUACAGCGAGAACACCAACAGGGAGCUGGCCGCCCAAAACGUCGCCUUGAGGGAGCAGAUGGACAGCGAUCGCAGACGACACCACGAGGACAGGCAGAAGCUUCACAAGGCUCUGGACGAAGCUCGGACGGGACGCACCACGCCGGAGAUGGAACAAAAGCUCCGGGAAAAGGAGAACGAGAUGAGCACCCUGAAGAACGCGCUGGCCGUGGCUCAGGCGGAAACGGUGCAGGCCCGGAAGUACUGGAUGGAGGAGCACGAGCUGCUGAAGGCCAGGGAGGACGGCUCCGAGAGCAUGGUGGCGGCGGUGAACGCCGAGUGGCAGCAGUGUUGGGUGCUGCGCGAGCAGGAGACGGCGGCCCAGCUGCAGGCUCAGUGGGAGAACAUGCAGUGGCAGAUCGAGGAGAUGGAGGCCCUUUUCAACUCCAAGCUGGAGAACAUGCAGAGACACAGCAUGGACACCACUGACUACUUCAAGACGGAGAUGGAGCGCCUGCAGUGGCACAUGGGCUGCAGCAUGCAGGAGAAGGACGAGAUCGUCGCAAAGCUGACCAAUGAGAACUGCAUCCUCGUAGCGGAGAACGGCGCCAUGUCUGGCCAGCUUCUCAAACUUGAAGAAGAGACGGCGGAGCUGCAACGACGUCUCUACUCCCUGACGGAGGAGCUGAAAUCGAAGCAGGAAGCCAAGAAGGCUGGUGUUGGCGAGGAGCCGCCCGCAGCUGUAACCUCCAUCAAGGAGACCGACCAGGAGCUCCAAGAGGCUGUGGAGCUGGAGUUAAAUCAGGACGAGGUGAGCAACCUCCAGGUCUCUCUGGAAGCAUCCAGGAAGGAAACGGCCAAUGUCAGGAAGUACUGGAUGGAGGAGUGUGAGCAGCUCAGAAAGACGGCGGCGGAGAACACCAAAAACACGGUCGCCACCAUCGACGCGGAGUGGCAGCUCUUUAAAAGCGAGUGGGAGCGCAUGCAGACGCACAUGAGGCAGACCUUGCAGGGGAAGGAGGACCUGCUUGCCAAACUGCAGCAAGAAAACUCUUCACUGGCGGCACAGAACAUGAAGAUGACAUCACAAAUGCAAAAUUGUCAACUAAAAGACACGGAGGAGCUGCGGAAAGAUGUGUUGGAGGGUCAGUCGAAAGCUGUGGAAGCGCUCCAAACAAGCAUUUUGUAAACAGUCUGUAAAAGUAUUUGAGUUGUUGAAAACUGGUCAAGAAAACUCUUGAGGUCAUACGAACGCAAAAUAUCUCAGUUGGGACCGCCAUCUUGUUUGUCCACUUCAGCUCAGUGAGCGGCGAAAAUACUUUUUUGUUUGUGUGAUGCAAUCACAGAAGUGUGCCAGUGAUGUCACAGAGGACAUGUGUGAUGAUAACCAUAGAUCCAUUGCUGUCCCGAACACCCAGUACAAUAUGACAGAGUCAAAGAAAAUUCAGCUACUGUCGCUUAUAUAAUCAAAGGAUAAGCAGAGAUUGUGUUUUAAAAAAAACAUUAUUAUGACUGUUAAAUGUUACUUUAAAGAUGUGCUUCUCAAUUAUUUUUUUGUUAUGCCCCCCACUCUGCCAGGACUAUAAACAGUAUCAUUCGUCUAUACAAUUGUUAUAAGUACACCUCUGCCUAACAUUGUAUUCUUAGCAAUGUUAUAGAAAACAAAUAGAUAUAGAAAAAUAAUACAUUUUUUAUAUUAACAUAUUUUACAUUAUACAAAUUUAAAGUGCAUCAAUUUGGCGGAAAUUCAAAAAAAAUAAACAAUUUAAACUUGAACCAUUUGAUAACAUUUGAUGAUGAAAAAUAAAAUUAAACUCAGUAAAUGAUUAAAAAAAAAAAAAAAAUUGUUCGGCAACAUUAACUCAAGAACACAAUAUAUACACUUGAAUCUAAAAAAAUAAAUAAUUUGUGCUGUUUUGUUUUUUUUAUCAAAAUGAGAAAUUAGGAUUUAAUGGCUACAAUGAGCUUUUUAAAGGGGGUUUGAAGCAGUUCCCCGGGAUCCGCCCUACUAUUUGAGAAGAACUGCUUUAAACGUUGCCAAUACAUACAUACCCGUACUGUAUGUAGGUGGCAUUAUUUCCUCAGGUUCCCCUAAACUUGUGGAAGCAGUUUUUGCGAAAUAUGCCUAAAACAUGGAGUCCAAACCGCCAUCUUGAUCGAUAAUAACCACAGAUCUGUAAAUUGAACACACUGCAAUGCAGCAGUAGUAGCAGUAGCAACCAGAGCACUUAACUAAUGUGUUUUUAAAAAUGUUCAUGCUUGUAUGACCUUUAAAAAUAUGAAAAUGUUAUAUAAAACUUAAGCACAGAGUGUACGCAACACUGGUGGCAACAGUUUGACUGUGGAUCUGCUGUGAGCUAUACAACUUUAAAUUGGCACAGAAACACAGAAUUCAAACGGCCAUCUUUGUGAUUGAUUUUUCCUCCAUUGAAAGAUACCAGUAAUGGCAAAAAGUGUAAUGACAACCCCAGAUUCAUACAUGGAAUUUACUGCGAUGCAGCGAUACCAUAGCAACCACAGCCGGCUAGUAUAACUUGACAAUAUGAAAAUGCUACUUCCAACAUUACCCACGCAUACAAAUACAAACACUGGCAACCAUAGUUUGACUCUGAAACGGACCACUUCAUUAUUUCUUAUCACAAAAUGUUGAUUGGGGUUGAGCCGAGAGUUUCCACUGUUCAGUCAAGAGUAUGUUACAGGAAAAGUUGCAUUAGGUAAAAAAGAGAAUACAAAUUGUUAGAUUUUAUUGAGACAUGUAUUUAAAAUGGAUGAACUGAGGAAGUAAAUUUUGCCUUUAUUACUUAGUGAAUAAAGGUUUGCAUAAAUAAACUGUUGUGCCUGUGCAUAGGUUUUAUAGUAGUUAUAUUUUCCCAUUCAACAUUGACAGUACCUUUUAUAUUGGUCACACUCACCACACCAUUUCACUUUCCAGUUUCUGUUAGCAUCGACUCCUCUGCAAUGGAACUUGCGGUUUUUAGAUCGGGUCUUCCUCCAGAAUCGAUCCUAUACAUAUAAGAAACACACCUUUAAUGACUCUUGAGGCUUACCACCAUUUACACUUCUCUGGGGGUCCAAUUAGGGUCGGCAUGUACUGUUACAGGCUUUCAGGGCGCUGUAAUGUUGCUGCGUACUGUUUCUAUUUUAAUGAUUCAUAUUUCAUGCUUCGCUCGUAUCGUACUUUGGUCCAGCUGAAGUGGUAUCCAUCCACGUUGAAGACGGGCAUGAUGUAGAAGUUGAGCUGGUUGAGCAAUCGUCGUGUGUUUGGGUCAUAGCGGUAGGAAUUGAUGGCCUGUAAUAUCACAGAAAAAAAAUCGGAUUUAUGGCCAAUGGUAAUAAUCUUUAUUCAACCAAUGUGUUUCAAUGUCUUAAAAAUGUACUGUAUUUUACCAAAACCACUGUAAACCAUUGAUUAAACAAUAGUGCUUAAAAAAACUAAAUGUUCUACUUUUUUAAUACAAAUAACCUCUCAUGUAUGCAUACAACAUGCUUGUAGUAAUUUUGGGAAGACUGAUUGUCCAUUUCAAUGGACAAACCCAAUAAUAAACAAUAUUGACUGAUAAUUUCAAUGGACAAACCCAA